Molecule: messenger RNA, 3104 nt
Organism: Poecilia reticulata (guppy)
Lineage: Eukaryota; Metazoa; Chordata; Actinopteri; Cyprinodontiformes; Poeciliidae
Source: RefSeq, a predicted model, not a curated record
AUGACUCAGGUAGCCGCUGACGCUGAUGCUGCGCCGCGUUUUUACGACCUGAAAGUGCUGCUGCCGUCCACACGGCCCUGUGCCAAAGACCCCCAGAUUGGCACGCUUCAGCACAUACUGCAGUGGGUGCGCAGAUACGCCAAAAGAGGAUAUCAUCCGGUGAAGAUCGGGGAUUUAUUCAACGGAAGGUACCAUGUGAUCAGGAAGUUGGGAUGGGGCCACUUCUCCACAGUAUGGCUAUGCUGGGACAUACAAGUGAAGAACUUCGUGGCGAUGAAGGUGGUGAAAAGCGCCCAGCACUACACGGAAACAGCCCUGGAUGAGAUCAAAUUGUUGCGAUGUGUGAGAGAGAGCGACCCCGGCGACCCGAACAAAGACAUGGUGGUGCAGCUGAUAGACGACUUCAAGAUCUCUGGCGUCAACGGCAUACAUGUGUGUAUGGUGUUUGAGGUGCUGGGUCAUCACCUGCUGAAAUGGAUCAUUAAAUCCAACUACCAGGGUCUGCCGCUGCYGUGUGUCAAGAGCAUCAUCAGACAGGUCCUGCAGGGUUUGGACUACCUCCACACGAAGUGUAAAAUCAUCCACACAGACAUCAAACCUGAGAACAUCCUGAUGUGUGUGGACGAUGUGUUCGUGAGGCGCAUGGCCAUGGAGGCCACCGAGUGGCAGAAAGCUGGAGCUCCACCCCCGUCCGGAUCAGCUGUUAGCACAGCGCCCCAGCUCAAACCGGUGGGAAAAAUCUCCAAGAACAAGAAGAAGAAGCUGAAGAAGAAACAGAAACGGCAGGCCGAGCUGCUGGAGAGGCGGAUGUUGGAGAUCGAAGCCUUGGAGCGAGAGGCCGAGAUUAGGGAGGAGAGAGCCAAAGAGAGCGGCGACAAAAGUGACGCUGAACGCAGCCUGCCUUCGCCACAGCAGCAGCAGCCGCCGCCGCCGGUGGCGCCUCUAGGACCCAGCAUGGCUCUGGGAGAGAGCGACGACGAUGAUGAUGAUGAGGAGGAUGGAGAGGACGAAGAGGAGGAGGGAGCAGAGAGGGAAAGACCCGUCAGGUUGACGAAUCAUACAUGCGCAGCGCCUCCCCAGGAGCAAAGCGAAACGCCCCAAAUCCCCGCUGAUAGCCAGCAASAGGAGGGGGAGGAAGAGGAAGAAGAGGAGGCCACGCCUGUCGCUGAAAAAGACGCCCCCAUACCCYCUGCCUCAGAAGAAGGUAAGGGAGAUUCAGGACAAGCAGAUGGGGGAGGAGAGGAGGAGGAGGAAGAGGAGGAUGAAGAGGAGGAGGAGAACGACGAAGUGGAGGAGGAGCCACUGAAAGUGACAGAAAAUGAGAAUGUGAAGGAAGAGGAGGAGACGGAGGAAAAGGUAGAAGAAGAACAAGCGGAGGAGAAGCAGCAGCAGGAGGAGGAUGGAGACAUCGGAACAGAGGCACCAAAGACUGAGAGCAAAGCCGAGGAGGAGGAGGCGGCUGCGGAAGAGGAGGAGUCAAAGGAGCAGGAGGGGGAGGAGUAUGAGGAGAUAUACGACGACGAAGAAGACGAUGACGACGAUACGACAACAACGACGGCGGACCUCUUCACAGACAGCACCUCUCCGGUUAAACCGCAGAUCACUAAAACCAACUCAGCUAAAACUAACGGGCACGUCCUGCUGGUCUCCGAGUCGCUGAGACAAAACCCCGGCACGCCGCCCACCCCCUCGCCCACGCCCGAGCCCGUCCUCUGCCCCCUGGUGGAGUCUGAGCUCAGCUACACGGACCGGGACAUCUCGCUCAGCUCCGGGUACGAGAUGUACAACGGCGAAGUGGCCGAGCCGGCGCUGACCAACGGCUCCAGCGAGCAGCACCGCGCCACCGUGCCCCUCUUCCCCGACCUGCCUCUGGACCCCGAACCCGGAAACCCGGUUCCCGUGGGGACGGUGGACAUUGGGACAGAACCCGCAACAAAUAGCCCCACUGCGGACCGCAGUCGCACCGUUUCAUCGUCGAGCACAGGAGACACGCCAAAAGGUAGAGGGCAUUGGCACAAAGCAUGUUUUAUUUCCCUUCUGCUUUGCUCUUGCGAGCUGCGGCACAUCACCAAGCUGAAGCCGUGGUCUCUGUUCGACGUGCUGGUCGAGAAGUACGGCUGGUCGCACGAGGACGCCGGCCACUUCACGCAGUUCCUGCUGCCCAUGCUGGAGAUGGUGCCCGAGAAGAGGGCCUCGGCCGGGGAAUGCCUAAACCACCCCUGCAAUGCUCCAGUAGUGGGAGAAUUUUUGAAGAUUUCUUGCCGAUUCAGAAACGCCAACGUGAUGCUUCUCUUGUUUUUUUUUUUUUGUUUUUUUUUCCCCUCUCCUGAACAGCACAAGCACUUCACAGAAGACAUCCAGACGAGACARUACCGCUCCAUCGAGGUCUUGAUAGGAGCCGGAUACGGCACGCCGGCGGACAUCUGGAGCACCGCCUGCAUGGCGUUUGAGCUGGCCACAGGAGAUUAUCUGUUUGAGCCUCACUCUGGAGAGGACUACUCCCGGGACGAGGACCACAUAGCCCACAUCAUAGAGCUGCUGGGCUGCAUUCCCAGGCACUUUGCGCUCUCUGGAAAGUAUUCCCGGGAGUUCUUCAACAGAAGAGACCACAUCGCUCUGAUCACGGAGCUCCUCGGGAAGGUCCCGCGCAAAGUGGUAGCUGCUGGGAAGUUCAGCCGAGAGUUUUUCUCCAAGAAAGGUAAACUGAACCGUGGGUGGAGGCCUCAUCCUGGGUGGUGGCAGGAAGUGAAUGUGGGGGGUCAGAAGCCGGACAAGCUUUUGUUUUUUCAUAGGAACUCUCAGGCAGAGUACGGGUAAGUAUGAAGUCACRGCGGGUUUCCUUUUUGCCGUUAAUGUGAAAUGGCUCUCAAAAGCUUAGAAAACCUGGUUGAAAUCUCUAAAUCCUUAGUUGUAAGGAUUUUUUUCCCCUUGCAGCACACAUAUUGUAAACUCAACUGAUGAGCAAUUCUUACUAAGGCUGAAACGAUUAAUCGUGAUUAAUUGAAAUAAGUAAUUUUGUAAUCGAUUAAUUGCUAACUGUAGUCAACAGAAGCCAGUUGCUGAAAGAACAACACAAUCAGAGCAAUAAUUAAGCCAAAACUGUU